GUCACGUAGGGCAUGGAGCUGGAGAACCAUAAAGAGCCUGUGGUGCUGAGAGAGGACACCUGCCGCAGGCGCCGGAGGCUGAAGCCGCGCAGCACGGCGGCCAGCCUGUCCUCCAUGGAGCUCAUCCCCAUCGAGUUCGUGCUGCCCACCAGCCGACGCAACACCGAGACCCCCGAAACGGCGCUGCUGCAUGUGGCCGGCCACGGCAACGUGGAGCAGAUGAAGGCCCAGGUGUGGCUGCGCGUGCUGGAGACCAGCGUGGCCGCCGACUUCUACCACCGGCUGGGCCCCGACCACUUCCUCCUGCUCUACCAGAAGAAGGGGCAGUGGUACGAGAUCUAUGACAAGUACCAGGUGGUGCAGACCCUGGACUGCCUGCGCUACUGGAAGGUGCUGCACCGGAGCCCCGGGCAGAUCCACCUGGUGCAGCGGCACGCGCCCUCGGAGGAGACGCUGGCCUUCCAGCGCCAGCUCACGGCCCUCAUUGGCUACGACGUCACAGAUGUCAGCAAUGUGCAUGAUGACGAGCUGGAGUUCACACGCCGCCGCCUGGUCACCCCGCGCAUGGCCGAGGUGGCUGGCCGCGACCCCACGCUCUACGCCAUGCACCCCUGGGUGACGUCCAAGCCGCUCCCUGAGCACCUGCUGAAGAAGAUCACCAACAACUGCAUCUUCAUCAUCAUCCACCGUAGCACCACCAGCCAGACCAUCAAGGUCUCGGCUGAUGACACCCCGGGCACCAUCCUCCAGAGCUUCUUUACCAAAAUGGCCAAGAAAAAGUCCCUGAUGGAUAUCCCCGAGAGCCAGAAUGAAGAGGACUUCGUGCUGCGUGUCUGCGGCCGUGAUGAGUACCUCGUGGGCGAGACGCCCAUCAAAAACUUCCAAUGGGUGCGGCAGUGCCUUAAGAAUGGUGAAGAGAUUCACCUGGUGCUUGACACUCCGCCGGACCCAGCCCUGGACGAGGUGAGGAAGGAAGAGUGGCCGCUGGUGGAUGACUGCACUGGCGUCACCGGCUACCAUGAGCAGCUGACCAUCCAUGGAAAGGACCACGAGAGCGUGUUCACUGUGUCCCUGUGGGACUGUGACCGCAAGUUCAGGGUCAAGAUCAGGGGCAUCGACAUCCCCGUCCUGCCCCGGAAUGCAGAUCUCACGGUUUUUGUGGAGGCAAACAUCCAGUAUGGGCAGCAAGUCCUUUGCCAAAGAAGAACCAGCCCCAAACCCUUCACGGAGGAGGUGCUCUGGAAUGUGUGGCUUGAGUUCAGUAUCAAGAUCAAAGACUUACCCAAAGGGGCUCUGCUCAACCUCCAGAUCUACUGUGGCAAAGCGCCGGUUCUGUCUGGUAAGGCCUCUGCAGAGACUCCCAGUCCCGAGUCCAGAGGCAAAGCUCAGCUUCUCUACUACGUGAACCUGCUGCUCAUCGACCACCGAUUCCUCCUGCGCCGUGGUGAGUACGUGCUCCACAUGUGGCAGCUAUCUGGGAAGGGGGAAGACCAAGGGAGCUUCAAUGCGGACAAGCUCACAUCUGCCACCAACCCCGACAAGGAAAACUCAAUGUCCAUCUCCAUUCUCCUGGACAAUUACUGUCACCCCAUAGCCUUGCCUAAGCAUCAGCCCACCCCUGACCCGGAAGGGGACCGGGUACGAGCAGAAAUGCCCAACCAACUUCGGAAGCAACUGGAGGCCAUCAUAGCCACUGAUCCACUUAACCCUCUCACUGCAGAAGACAAAGAAUUGCUUUGGCAUUUCAGAUAUGAAAGCCUUAAGGAUCCCAAAGCAUACCCUAAGCUCUUUAGCUCAGUGAAAUGGGGACAGCAAGAAAUUGUGGCCAAAACAUAUCAAUUGUUAGCCAGAAGGGAGGUCUGGGAUCAAAGUGCUUUGGAUGUUGGAUUAACGAUGCAACUCCUAGACUGCAACUUUUCGGAUGAAAACGUAAGAGCCAUUGCAGUUCAGAAACUGGAGAGCUUGGAAGAUGAUGACGUUCUGCAUUACCUGCUCCAACUGGUCCAGGCUGUGAAAUUUGAACCAUACCAUGACAGUGCCCUUGCCAGAUUUCUGCUGAAGCGUGGUUUAAGAAACAAAAGAAUUGGUCACUUCUUGUUUUGGUUCUUGAGAAGUGAGAUUGCCCAGUCAAGACACUAUCAGCAGAGGUUUGCAGUGAUCCUGGAGGCCUACCUGAGGGGCUGCGGCACGGCCAUGCUACGGGACUUCACUCAACAAGUCCAAGUAAUCGACAUGUUACAAAAGGUCACCAUGGACAUUAAAUCACUCUCUGCCGAAAAGUAUGACGUCAGCUCCCAAGUUAUUUUCCAACUAAAGCAAAAGCUUGAAAUCCUGCAGAAUUUGAAUCUCCCCCAAAGCUUUAGAGUUCCAUAUGACCCUGGACUGAAGGCAGGCGCACUGGUGAUUUUACGAAUCAUGGAGUCCAUUUGGGAGACUGAAUCUUUGGAUCUGUGCCUCCUGCCAUAUGGUUGCAUUUCAACUGGUGACAAAAUAGGAAUGAUUGAGAUUGUCAAAGAUGCCACAACCAUCGCCAAAAUUCAGCAAAGCACAGUGGGCAACACGGGAGCCUUUAAAGAUGAAGUGCUGAGUCACUGGCUCAAAGAAAAAUGCCCUAUUGAAGAAAAGUUUCAGGCAGCGGUGGAGAGAUUUGUUUAUUCCUGUGCUGGCUACUGUGUGGCAACCUUUGUUCUUGGGAUAGGCGACAGACACAAUGACAAUAUUAUGAUCUCAGAGACAGGAAAUCUAUUUCAUAUUGACUUUGGGCACAUUCUUGGAAAUUAUAAAAGUUUCCUGGGCAUUAAUAAAGAGAGAGUGCCAUUCGUGCUAACUCCAGACUUCCUGUUUGUGAUGGGGACUUCUGGAAAGAAAACAAGUCUACACUUCCAGAAAUUUCAGGAUGUGUGUGUCAAGGCUUACCUAGCCCUUCGUCAUCACACAAAUCUACUGAUCAUUCUGUUCUCCAUGAUGUUGAUGACAGGAAUGCCCCAGUUAACCAGCAAAGAAGAUAUCGAAUACAUUCGGGAUGCCCUAACAGUAGGGAAGAGCGAGGAGGAUGCUAAAAAGUAUUUUCUGGAUCAGAUUGAAGUUUGCAGGGACAAAGGAUGGACUGUGCAGUUUAACUGGUUCUUACAUCUUGUUCUUGGCAUCAAACAAGGAGAGAAACAUUCAGCCUAAUACUUUGGGCUAGAAUUAAAAAGCUAUAAGUAA
Molecule: messenger RNA, 3207 nt
Organism: Odocoileus virginianus texanus
Lineage: Eukaryota; Metazoa; Chordata; Mammalia; Artiodactyla; Cervidae
Source: RefSeq, a predicted model, not a curated record